Brienomyrus brachyistius is the source of this 1484-nucleotide messenger RNA. It is a transcript of the gene chmp2a, whose product is annotated as charged multivesicular body protein 2A. Gene Ontology annotation, cellular component: multivesicular body; ESCRT III complex. Gene Ontology annotation, biological process: protein transport; late endosome to vacuole transport; endosome transport via multivesicular body sorting pathway. The transcript has 6 exons. Lineage: Eukaryota; Metazoa; Chordata; Actinopteri; Osteoglossiformes; Mormyridae. The coding region runs from base 180 to 842 and encodes 220 amino acids. The record is from RefSeq and is a predicted model, not a curated record.
UCGUACGUCAUGCCGUACGGGAAUGCGGAAAGAAAAAGACAGAUACCUGCUACGUCUGGAGAAAUAACUGUAACAGCAGAGAAAGUGUAUAAAACGAGUAAAGAGGGUUGUAGUUUUGCCGGAUUUUCUAGUUUGUAUUUGAAACCCUGUCUGAACACAUUGCCACAUAGAAACACACGAUGGAGUUCUUAUUUGGAAAGCGGAAGACCCCAGAAGAGAUGCUGAGGCAAAACCAGAGAGCUCUGAACAGAGCCAUGAGAGACCUGGACAGGGAACGGCAGAGAUUGGAACAGCAAGAGAAGAAAAUAAUUGCAGACAUUAAGAAGAUGGCAAAGCAGGGACAGAUGGAUGCAGUGAAGAUCAUGGCAAAGGAUCUUGUUCGCACUAGACGCUAUGUAAAGAAGUUCAUCAUGAUGAGGGCGAACAUCCAGGCUGUCAGUCUGAAGAUUCAAACGCUGAAAUCUAACAACAGCAUGGCGCAGGCCAUGAAGGGAGUGACCAAAGCUAUGGCCACCAUGAACAGACAGCUGAAGUUACCUCAGAUUCAGAAGAUUAUGAUGGAGUUUGAACGACAGAGUGAAAUUAUGGACAUGAAGGAAGAGAUGAUGAAUGAUGCAAUUGAUGAUGCCAUGGGGGAUGAAGAUGAUGAGGAAGAAAGUGAUGCUGUUGUUUCUCAAGUACUGGAUGAAUUGGGCCUAAAUCUCUCAGAUGAACUAUCAAACCUCCCGUCCACUGGGGGCAGUCUGUCAGUGGCCGCUGGAAAGAAAGCAGAACCACAAGCUGCUAUGGCUGAUGCAGAUGCCGACUUGGAAGAGAGACUGAAUAACCUCAGGAGAGACUGAGAGAUUAGUGUGGGUACAUUAAUGCAGGUGUAGGUCAUCAGUGUAUAUACGCAUUCUUUACUGAAGCAGAGUUAUAGAACCAAGGUGGUGGCAAAAGCCCAUAUGAGUGUGCUGUGUCUGCAUUUAAAGGAAGAUGCUUAAUACUACAAAUAUGGUUGGGGGAUAUAAUUGAAUAUGUUUAUUGUUAUGUAAUUAAGAAGUUCCACCAGAAAUGUGCUUUGAGGAUAUUUAGAGGAACAAAGUUAUUGUGAAUAUAGUUUUUUCAGUAAUUAAUUUUAAUAAAGAUUUAAUGACAAUCUCAAGCAUAUUUUCUGUUGGAUCUCCACACAAAUUAAGACGAUUUUUAAAUGACAGUUUUCGAGAAAUGAGAAAUCUGAACAUCUCCACAUAUCCUGCAUAAUUUGUACACUUGUAUUAGAACAUACUGAAGUCAAUAAUAGAUGUAAGAUUAGCAAGUUAUGCAGUAGAAGUGUUGCGGCUAAUCUUUAUACCUUUUUUAAUAGUAAAGUACCUUUUAUUAGGUCCUCUCUAAAUGACAGCUUUAAGAAAUGUGGGUUUUUUAAGCUGCCCUUGUGAUAUAAAAAGUUAUAACAAAUAUUUUUCCCAAAGAGAAAUAAUAAAUUGUCAGUGUGGAUAACUGUA